CGUGUGCCCGGCCAGAGCCGGCAGAUGCGCCUGCGACGCCAUGGCCAGGCUGACGGGCGCCCGGCCCGGGGCCACCCGGCGCUGGGGCUGCGCCACCGCCUUCCUCCUCCUCCUCCUCCUCACCGUGCAAGCCGCCCAAAAAGGCGACCUUAGCGGGGACACCACGGCUGCCACCAUCAACCACUCGCUGACGCUGCUGCAGCGGCUGCAGGAGCUGCUGCAGAACGGGAACGGCAGCGACUCGGUGCUGCGGGUGCGCUCGGCCGCGUCCGAUGAGGCCAAGGUGUUCCACACGCACCAGCUGCUGCUCAGCCUUCAGAGCGAGGUGUUCGAGAGCCUCCUGCGCAACCAGAGCGUCGUCACCCUGCACGAGCCGCCCGAGACCGCCGCGCUCUUCGACAAGUUCAUCAGGUACCUGUACUGCGGAGGGGUGUCCAUCCUGCUGCACCAGGCCAUCCCCCUGCACCAGCUGGCCAGCAAGUACCGGGUCUGGGGGCUGCAGCGCGGCGUGGCCGAGUACAUGAGGAGCCACCUGGCCAGCGAGUCGAGCCAGGGCCACGUAGUGGGCUGGUACCACUACGCCGUGCGCGUCGGGGACGCGGCGCUGCAGGAGAGCUGCCUCCAGUUCCUGGCCUGGAACCUGUCGGCGGUGCUGGGCAGUGCCGAGUGGGGCUCGGUGAGUGUGGAGCUGCUGCUGCUGCUGCUGGAGCGCUCCGACCUGGUGCUGCACAGCGAGCUGGAGCUCUACACGGCCGUGGAGGGCUGGCUGAGCCGCCGGCAGCCCGAGGCGCCCGUGGCGGAGCGGGUGCUGCGUGCCAUCCGCUACCCCAUGAUCGCGCCCAGCCAGCUGUUCCGGCUGCAGGCGCAGUCGGCGGUGCUGGCGCGGCACCGCGGCGCGGUGCAGGACCUGCUCUUCCAGGCGUUCCAGUUCCACGCCGCCUCCCCGCUCCACUUCGCCAAGUACUUCGACGUCAACUGCAGCAUGUUCCUGCCCCGCAACUACCUCGCACCCAGCUGGGGCUCCCAGUGGGUCAUCACCAACCCGGCGCGGGAUGACCGCAGCACCAGCUUCCAGACGCAGCUGGGCCCCAGCAGCCACGACGCCGGCAAGAGGGUGACGUGGAACGUGCUGUUCUCGCCGCGCUGGCUGCCCGUCAGCCUGCGCCCCGUCUACUCGGACUCGGUGUCGGGCGCCAUCCAGCCCGUGCGCAUCGAGGACGGGCGCCCGCGGCUCGUCAUCACCCCGGCCAUGAGCAGCCCCGACUUCGCCGGCGUCACCUUCCAGAAGACGGUGCUGGUGGGCGUGCGGCAGCAGGGCCGGGUGCUGGUGAAACAUGCCUACAGCUUCCACCAGAGCUCGGACGAGGCGCCCGACUUCCUGGCGCACGCUGACCUGCAGAAACGCACCUCCGAGUACCUCAUCGACAACUCCCUGCACCUCCACAUCAUCGUCAAACCCGUGUACCACGCCCUCAUCAAGGUGAAGAAGUAACGAGGGACAGCUGGGCCCCAUGGGGC
Messenger RNA from Empidonax traillii (willow flycatcher), 1518 nucleotides. It is a transcript of the gene BTBD17, whose product is annotated as BTB domain containing 17. The record is from RefSeq and is a predicted model, not a curated record. The transcript is spliced from 3 exons. Bases 41 to 1492 code for a protein of 483 amino acids. Lineage: Eukaryota; Metazoa; Chordata; Aves; Passeriformes; Tyrannidae. Gene Ontology annotation, molecular function: protein binding.